UUUAGAUCUAUUUCCGCCGCUUCGAAGUUCACAAAAUGGACUUUCAAUUUAUGUUAGUUUCUGUGAUGUUUUAUGAUACCAGGGAUUUUGUUUUGUCGUCUGCUGUUUGAACAGACUAUUAGCGACAACUUUUGAAUUCCAUUUAUAUAUAUCUUGGUAUGGGUGUGGUCAUAUGAGCCACACUAAUCCACUAAAGUCAUCGUAAUCUGCAGUCAUAUUGAGAGAACAUGGCGGAUGCGAAUCAGCAACAAUACAAUCCAAAUGGACCCCCUCAACAACCAAAUCCACCACAGAUGACCAUAAACCAGGGAGCUUUCCCUCCAGCACCUGUUGGGUUAGGACCUCAAAGAUUUCAAGGACCACCUAGACCAAUGAAAGGUAUACAGCCUGGUCAAGGAUUUCCUGGAAUGGGUCCACCACUUCCCAAUAUGAGACCUCCAGGAAAUGCACCAGGAUUACCCCCUAAUGCAAUGGUCCCUCCUCCAAUGUCCAGACCAGGUGGUCCACCCCAGACCAUGAUGGGUGUUCCUCCUACUAGCUAUGGAGGUUCUGCACCAAGUGUUAACAAUGGACCUGGUUCUAAUGUGAAUGGAUUUGGUGGAACACCACCACCUCUUGUACAGAACUUCAAUGGUAAUUUGCAUCAAGGCAAUAGACUUCCACCUCCGCAGAACUUUUCACAACCAGGAGGACAGGGGGUAAACGAACCUUCACAAAUGUCAAUGGCCUCGAAAAACAUGGGACCACCAAUGGGGACAAUGAACGCUACACAACCUUCAUCAUUGCCAGGUGGUAUUCCUCCUCAGUCAAACACUUUCAACAACAUAAGGCCACCAGUUGGCAUGAUGUCCACCCCAAGUAGUGGACAAGGUGCAAGGCCUUUGAUGGGUGGCCCACCAACAUCAUCUAAUACAAGUCAAAAACAACCAUUAUUAGGUCCACCUCUUGGGCCUCCAACUUCAUCAGAGAUGCAAGGCUCUGUUGCAGAGCGCCCUGGUGGUCUGCCAGUACCCUUUCAUGGCCAGGGCCAAUACUCUCAUCAAGUCGGCAUGACACUAACUCCAGGAACACAAAACAUUUCAGAGCCCACAUCUCGGAAGUCUUCGAGAGCCCCCUCCCCGCUAGGGAAUCAGUUAUAUGAUGCUGUCGAGGGACAGUUAAGUGGCAUCGAGAGUAAUACACAGGUGCCAAGCAUUAUUGGAGGCCCACCUACAUCCAUGAUGGCUCCAUCCAGUUUAGGAUCAGGUCCAUCAAGAACUUUUGGUAUGCAGAGUCCUUCAUCAGGCCCAACAACAAUGUCUGGAGUUCCACCCCGUAUGUCUGGUGGCCCUCCCCUUAUGUCUGGAGCUCCACCCCCUAUGCUAGGAGCUCCACCUAUGUCUCGAGCCCUGCCCCCUAUGUCUGGAACUCCACCUCUUAUGUCUGGAGCUCCACCCCCUAUGCUAGGAGCUCCAUCUAUGUCUCGAGCCCCGCCCCCUAUGUCUGGAGCUCCACCCCUUAUGUCUGGUGCACCUCCCCCUAUAUCUGGAGCUCCUCCUCAUAUGUCUGGAGGCCCACCCAGGUCAAUGGCAGGACCUCCAUUACCAGGGGGUCCUGGGCAGAUGCCAUCUGGUGGACUCCCAUUACAGCAGAUAAGAGGUGUGAAUGCUCUAGCUGGCCCUCCUCUUCCUCAAGGGAACACCAACCAAAUGACACAACACAUUGGCCAUCCAGUGAACAACCAGAAUGCGCAGACUGCACCUUCUAACUCUCCGUAUGGUCAACUGCCUAUGCAGAAUCAGCAACCCCCCCAGGGUCAGGGGUAUUUAGGUCAGAGUGGAGGGAUGUCAGGACCACCAAGACCUGGCAUGCCAGGACAGUCACAGUUUCCCCCAGGUCCUGGCAUGGGCCUUCCCAAUUCACAAGGAGGAUCCAAUCAAAUGGCACCUCCUUUUGGCCAACCAAUGGGAGGACCAGGGGGUGUCGGAAAUCCCAACGCAAUGAACAGUGGAUUUGAAAUGUUGAGUUUACAGGACACUGGAGGAAAGGUUGUGAAUCUACUUCAGGAGAAAAGACUGAUCCCGGCCAAUGGGAUAGAGACGCCAAAACCAAAGCUAUCGUAUGACCAUAAAAAAGCAAACUGCAAUCCUGAUGUGUUCCGUUGUACUUUGACGUCGAUUCCACAAUCCUCAUCAUUGUUGAGCAAGUCGAGGCUACCAUUAGGCAUCCUAAUUCACCCGUUCAAAGAUUUAUCGAUUUGCGAUGAUUUUGGCGAGAAUGGACAGCUACCUGUUAUACAGUCAAGUGUCAUAGUGCGGUGUCGAUCCUGUCGGACCUACAUCAACCCAUAUGUGUCCUUUGUUGACCAGAGGCGCUGGAAGUGUAAUUUGUGUUAUAGAAUUAAUGAUUUGCCGGAUGAGUUUCAGUUUGAUCCUGUUAGUAAAACCUAUGGUGAUCCUCAGAGAAGGCCGGAGAUUAAAUCAGCUACAAUAGAGUUUAUUGCACCAUCUGAGUAUAUGUUACGACCACCUCAGCCUGCAGUGUAUCUUUAUCUGUUAGAUGUGUCUUUUAAUGCAGUAGAAACAGGAUACUUAAGAAUAUUUUGCCAAACUCUACUGGAUGAGCUGGACAAGAUUCCCAAAGACAGCAGGACACAGGUGGGGUUUCUGGUAUACGACUCCUCACUCCACUUCUUUAAUCUGGCCGCAGGACAGUCACAGCCACAGAUGCUUAUCGUCUCUGACCUAGAAGAUGUGUUCUUGCCCUGCCCAGACAACCUACUGGUGAACCUACAGGAAAGUAAGGAGCUGGUCAUUGACCUGCUCAAUCAGCUGCCCAACUUGUUUGAGGGUAACAUGGAAACUGGCAGUGCCCUGGGACCAGCACUCCAGGCUGCAUACAAACUCAUGUCAUCAAAUGGUGGGCGUGUCACAGUGAUGCAGACCGUAUUACCAACCGUAGGGCCAGGUGCCCUUCAGGCCAGGGAGGACUCCAAUCAGAGAACAACCAAGAAUGUUUCAAAUCUGGGUCCUGCCACUGAUUUUUAUAAGAAAUUGGCCCUGGAUUGUUCAGCUCAGCAGACCGCUGUAGACCUAUUCAUGUUGAAUGGCCAAUAUGCCGACCUAGCCACAGUCUCUUGUAUAUCCAAGUACUCUGGUGGGACUGUGGAGUAUUACCCAUCCUUUCAUGCAGUCAAGAAUAGAUCAUUAGCAGAUAAAUUUGAAGAGGAUCUUCGGAGGUAUUUCACCAGGAAGAUUGGAUUUGAAGCAGUUAUGAGGAUACGCUGUACUAAAGGACUAAGUAUACAUACUUUCCAUGGCAACUUCUUUGUACGGUCAACUGACCUGCUGUCUCUACCAAACAUCAACCCUGAUGCUGGGUUUGGGAUGCAGAUGUCCAUAGAGGAUUCUCUCACUGAAACCAGCACAGCCUGUUUCCAAGCUGCCCUUCUAUACACUUCUAGUAAAGGUGAGAGGAGGAUACGAGUUCACACCAUGUGCCUACCUGUGACAAACCAAAUCAGUGAAGUGAUCGCGGGAGCUGACCAGAAGGCCAUCAUUAAUCUCCUAGCUAAGAUGGGUGCUGAUCGCAGUGUCACAUCCAGCAUGUCUGAUGCACGUGAGGCAUUAAUUAAUGCUGCUAUAGACUCGCUGUCCUCAUUUGGAAAUACCCUGCCUGCCUCACAGAGAAUGGGUUGUCUUCCCACAUCAUUUUCCAUCAGAUUACUCCCCACUCUAGUCCUUGCUCUGCUCAAAAGUUCUGCUUUCCGUCACGGUGUCAACACUCGACUGGAUGACCGCGUGUUUGCAUUACAACAAUGUAAGAGCCUGCCUUUGCAGUACCUGCUCCAGACAAUAUACCCAGACUUGUACCCUGUACACAACAUCGACGGCUGUCCUGUGGAUGUGAUUGAUGAUGAAGAGAUACCAAAUCCUGUGCUUUUACACUUGUCCUCGGCAAAUGUUGACCGCCAGGGCGUGUAUCUAUUGGAUGCCUAUGACAUGAUGUACUUAUAUGUGGGCAGUGCCACCAGCAACCAGUUUUGUCAGGAUGUGUUCAAUGCACCCAACUAUCAGUCCAUCAUGGACGGAUUGAUUGAUUUACCCGAUUUAGAUAAUCCUGUGUCAGAAAAACUGCGCAACUUUGUAAGCUUUUUAAUGGACAAAAGACCUGGAGGCUGUAGUUUCCUAGUCAUCAAAGAAGAAAGUAAAAACCGCCUGACAUUCUUUGGAUACAUGAUUGAGGACAGAACAGAGUCCACCAUGUCUUACUAUGAGUUCCUACAGCACAUACAAAAGCAAGUGAAAAGUUGACGACGGCCAUGAGCUUUUAGAACGUAUUUAACAAAGGCAUCGAGGCAGUGCUGGACUAUAUUGAAUAGACAGACACAUUAAUGGACAGUGACACACCUGAUCAUUGUGAUACUAGAUAGAGAAGCCAGUUGUUGCCCUACAGCUGUAGUGGGACUUGAUAUCUAAUUGGUCCCUGUGAUAAAUUACAUGAUAGACUGGAUCUUUGGUAAGGCUUCCAGAGUUACGAGGAAUUCUACGCGAGGUUCUCAUCACUUAUUGAGAAAUCGAGAGUAUUGCAUUCAAAUUUUAAUGAAUAGCCUGUGAUAGAUACAGAUUGAAUUAAAGAUGUAUUAUCAACGCAAACAGUAUAAUGAUAGUAGACCAAUGACAUGACAGUAUAAUUUAUAAAUAUUUUGAAAGAGCACCUGUAUAACUAUGAGUAUGAAACAUGUGAUACUGGUUCUUGCAUGAACAUAGUAGGCAGAUUUUAUAUCACAUGCUAUUGAACCCAGAUGAUGAUAUAAUUCAUAACUUAGGUAUUUAAAUGAUUUUUUUUUUUUAAUCACAAAUAAAUGCAUACUGAAGAAUGAAAUGGACUUGAUUGAUGUUUUAAAUUAGUAUGCCCAGAUUCAUCAGUUGACUGUUUUGAGAAAGUGUUUAACAUUGUUCCAAUAAUAUAACAAUAGAUCAGCCAUCAGAGGCAACAUUAUAUUAUUGUAGGUCAUACAAAAGUCAUCGUUUAUUGUACACAGACCAUUAAACUAAAAGUAUUACAGGGCAGCAUCUGAAAUAAGUUUCAGUGUAUUUCUUCCAGUGGUUCAGAAUUGGUUCAGAAUUCUUCCAGUGGUUCAGAAUUCUUCCAGUGGUUCAGAAUUG
Mizuhopecten yessoensis (Yesso scallop) is the source of this 5147-nucleotide messenger RNA. Its product is annotated as protein transport protein Sec24A-like. The transcript is spliced from 24 exons. Gene Ontology annotation, molecular function: SNARE binding; zinc ion binding. Gene Ontology annotation, biological process: endoplasmic reticulum to Golgi vesicle-mediated transport; COPII-coated vesicle cargo loading; intracellular protein transport. Gene Ontology annotation, cellular component: endoplasmic reticulum exit site; COPII vesicle coat. Bases 228 to 4292 code for a protein of 1354 amino acids. NCBI's taxonomy places the organism in Eukaryota, Metazoa, Mollusca, Bivalvia, Pectinida, Pectinidae. The record is from RefSeq and is a predicted model, not a curated record.